AACCUUAAACUCUUAAAACUUAAAAAGACUUCUCACAUGGCAACCAAUCCAAGUUCUUCAAGCCAAGGCUUCCAGAGAGACUGUCGUGAGAUUCACGAUUCAAAGGGACAACUAAAUUAUUUGGUACGUACCUUGGCUUGCCGAACGCAGCUUGAAAGACAACAACUGAGAGAAACUUACAUGGCCAUGUAUGGUGAAGACCUAUUAUAUCGUCUCCAGAAGAUGACUCAAGUGACCAACCAAAAUAAUGAGAUAUAUGAACUCUUGUCCCUGUGGAUGCUUGAGCAAUGUGAGCGUGAUACUAUUGUGGCCAAUGAUGCAAUUGAGCUUAGAGAAACCAAUUACAAGGUACUCAUUGAAAUAUAUGUGGGUCGGAAAUCAAGUCAUAUUCACCUUGUCAAACAAGCUUAUCAAGCUAAGUUUAAGAGGCAGUUGGAACAAGAUAUCAUCAGCUCUGAGCCCCCUAACUCUUAUCAGAAGAUUCUGAUUGCAUUGUCUACAUCGCAUAAGUCACAUCACGCAGAUGUUAGUCAGCAUGUGGCCAAGUGUGAUGCCAGAAGGUUCUAUGAAACAGGGGAGGGAAGGAUAGGAGCCAUGGAAGAAUCUGUUGUGUUAGAGAUACUCAGCAAGAGGAGCAUUCCACAGCUCAGGCUAACAUUCUCAUGUUAUAAGCACAUUUAUGGACAUAGUUAUACAAAGUCACUCAAGAAGGAGAUCUCGGGAGAAUUUGAGGACGCACUAAGAGUUGUUGUAGAGUGCAUGUGCUGCCCACCUCCAUACUAUGCGAAGACUUUAUUUGCAAGCAUCAAUGGUUCCAAGACAGAUAAGAGCACUUUGGCACAUGUUAUCGUGAGCAGAGCUGAAAUAGACAUGGAUGAAAUUAAAGUGAUCUUCAAGAAAAAGUAUGGCAUAGAGCUGAAGGAUGCCAUCAGUGAGAAUGUCCCAAGUGGGAAUUACAGAGACUUCCUUGUGGCCUUAGUUACUAGAUGAGUUCUGAAUUUCUUGUAUAAUAGAGUGAA
Telopea speciosissima is the source of this 1019-nucleotide messenger RNA. RefSeq names its product annexin A13-like. The record is from RefSeq and is a predicted model, not a curated record. Gene Ontology annotation, cellular component: cytoplasm. The transcript is spliced from 5 exons. Lineage: Eukaryota; Viridiplantae; Streptophyta; Magnoliopsida; Proteales; Proteaceae. Bases 37 to 990 code for a protein of 317 amino acids. Gene Ontology annotation, molecular function: calcium-dependent phospholipid binding; calcium ion binding.